Messenger RNA from Pipra filicauda (Wire-tailed manakin), 4234 nucleotides. RefSeq names its product slingshot protein phosphatase 2 (gene SSH2). The record is from RefSeq and is a predicted model, not a curated record. The coding region runs from base 81 to 4226 and encodes 1381 amino acids. Gene Ontology annotation, biological process: negative regulation of actin filament polymerization; actin cytoskeleton organization; protein dephosphorylation. NCBI's taxonomy places the organism in Eukaryota, Metazoa, Chordata, Aves, Passeriformes, Pipridae. Gene Ontology annotation, molecular function: protein tyrosine/serine/threonine phosphatase activity; actin binding. Gene Ontology annotation, cellular component: cytoplasm. The transcript is spliced from 15 exons.
UUCCCCCGCCCGCCCGCCCGCCCGCCAUGGAGUGACGGCCCCCGCCGGACGGCCGGACGGGGGGGCCCCGCCGCGCCUCGAUGGCUCUGGUCACGGUGCAGCGCUCGCCUACCCCCAGCGCCACCUCCAGCCCCUGCGCCUCGGAGGCAGACAGUGGGGAAGAAGAAUGCCGGUCCCAGCCCAGAAGUAUCAGCGAAAGCUUCCUCACUGUGAAAGGUGCAGCUCUUUUCCUGCCACGUGGAAAUGGGUCAUCCACUCCCAGGAUCAGUCACAGGCGCAACAAACAUGCAGGGGAUCUCCAGCAGCACCUGCAGGCCAUGUUCAUCCUGCUCCGCCCAGAAGACAACAUCAGACUGGCUGUAAGACUGGAAAGUACCUACCAGAACCGCACUAGAUACAUGGUGGUGGUGUCCACCAAUGGCAGACAAGACACCGAAGAGAGCAUUGUCCUAGGGAUGGAUUUCUCUUCCAAUGACAGUAGCACUUGUACGAUGGGCUUGGUGCUGCCACUGUGGAGUGACACCUUGAUCCACCUGGACGGGGAUGGAGGGUUCAGCGUAUCAACAGAUAACAGGGUGCACAUAUUCAAGCCCGUGUCUGUACAAGCAAUGUGGUCUGCCCUGCAGAGUUUACAUAAGGCUUGUGAAGUGGCACGGAGCAACAAUUACUAUCCAGGGAGCCUCUUCCUCACGUGGGUCAGUUACUAUGAGAGCCAUAUCAACUCGGACCAGUCGUCGGUCAACGAGUGGAAUGCCAUGCAAGAUGUCCAGUCCCACCGGCCCGACUCGCCUGCCCUCUUCACAGACGUCCCAACUGAGCGGGAACGCACGGAACGGCUAAUUAAGACCAAGUUAAGGGAAAUCAUGAUGCAGAAGGAUUUGGAGAACAUCACAUCAAAAGAGAUACGCACCGAGCUGGAGAUGCAGAUGGUGUGUAACCUGCGGGAGUUCAAAGAGUUCAUCGACAAUGAAAUGAUAGUGAUCCUCGGGCAGAUGGACAGCCCCACACAGAUAUUUGAUCAUGUCUUUUUGGGCUCAGAGUGGAACGCCUCCAAUUUGGAAGACUUGCAGAACAGAGGGGUGAGGUAUAUUUUGAAUGUGACUCGAGAGAUAGACAACUUCUUCCCUGGGCUCUUUGAAUACCACAAUAUUCGGGUUUAUGAUGAAGAAGCAACAGAUCUUCUGGCUUAUUGGAAUGACACCUACAAGUUCAUCUCCAAGGCAAAGAAAAAUGGUUCUAAGUGCCUGGUGCACUGCAAGAUGGGAGUGAGCCGCUCAGCAUCCACGGUGAUCGCCUAUGCCAUGAAGGAAUACGGCUGGAACCUGGACAGGGCGUACGACUACGUGAAGGAACGACGCACCGUCACCAAGCCCAACCCCAGCUUCAUGCGGCAGCUGGAGGAAUACCAAGGGAUCCUGCUGGCCAGCAAACAGCGGCACAACAAACUGUGGCGCUCGCACUCCGACAGCGACCUCUCGGAUCACCACGAGCCCAUCUGCAAGUCUGGGCUGGAGCUGAACAAAAAGGAGAUCACCACCUCAGCCGACCAGAUCUCGGAGGCAAAGACCAACGACAACCAGCAGCCCAUGUCUCCCAUCUAUUCAGCUGAGCUGGACAGGGAGCAGCAGCCUCCAGAGGACACAAAUAUGAUCGAGGAUGUGUGUGCAAAGGAGAGAAGGAUCCACUUAGAGUUUACAUGCCGAGACUUCCACGCUGAGCAGAUGGAGGACAAGCUGAACCUGAACAAUAUCAAUGGUUGUACGACGGGGUGUUGUGUAGACUCUGUCCCCCCUGAUAACUGCCAUUCUUCUGAGGCCUUAAUGCAGCUCCAGCACCCCUUGGAAAUAACGGAGUUUCCUGAUUUGACAGUGGACGAUCUAGAAAAAGAUGCCCUUAAGCCUGAUAUGAACGUGCACUUGGUUCCCAUGGAAGAAUUCACUUCAUGCUUAAAAGACUCUCCUCAAUCCCCAAACCAAAAUUCCCCGAGUCUCCAGCAGAAUCCUCAGCCCGAAGGGACAGACCUCAGUACAGACAGGAUCGAUUUCUUCAGCGCUUUGGAGAAAUUUGUGGAGCUUUCCCAGGAGAGCCGGUCACGCACCUGCUCCCAUUCCAGGCCGGAGGAGCAAGGGAGUGGAAGGAACGGGGUCUCCAGGGUGCCCGUGCUGGAAGUGCCACCUGCUGCUGAUGGGGGUGCAGAUGCUCGAAGGAACAGCCCUGGAAACUCUCCUCAGGCAUCAGAUGACUCUUCCACAGAUGAAGAACAACAAAAGGAGGUCCCUGAGCUGCCUAGUGCAGGUCAUCUCACGAGAUCCCACUCGGAAAAUGCCAUUUCUGUGAAGGAAAUUAUCACAGAGAUCGAGUCAAUCAACCAGGGAGCAGGACCUGCCCAGCAGAAAGAGGGCUCAGCCAACCUCAGCCAGACACCAAAGAGGAACACGGUGCAUGACCUGCCAGUGGAGGCCAUUUGGGCAUUGGAAAGGGUGGAACAGAGUGAAGGAGCCUGUGCUGGACACCAGGAAAAGGAGAAGGACCCUCUGCUGGCUGAGGAAGAAGCUGCCCCCUCCCUGCAGCCAUCUGGUAAAUCAGAGCUGGAGGAAAGUGGCUCUGCGGGGGAGCAGCAAGAGCCUCGUGGCUCCACCAACCCUGAGCCCAAGUGGUGCCCCGGCUCCGUCCGGCGAGCCACGCUGGAGUUUGAGGAGCGCUUGAGACAGGAGCAGGAGCACCAGCACACAUCCCCCGUCUGCACCUUACCCACCCGCAAGAACUCCAGGAACGACUCUCCUGCUGCCGAGCUCCUGCCGCGGGGGAAGAGUGAGGAGCCGCCCCUGGAGCUGGCUCCGGAGGGUGACAGGGCGCAGACACCGGGCACUGAGGAGCCUCUGCUGCCUCCUGGGGCAGAGCUGCCUGCGCCCCUCACCCCCCCUGCUGCAGAGCCCAGCCUGAGGCAGGAGGGAGCGGUGCAGGAGCACAGGACAGUGGUCUCGUUUGAUGGGACGGAGGAGCCACCCCUGCCCUCCCUCCUCCCAAAGAGAGUCGAAAUCAUCGAAUACACUCCCAUGGUCAAGUCUGCAGAGCAGCACCCUGACACAAGCUGUGAGCAGGGCUGGCUGGCCACGGCCAUCCCAUCUUUAGAUGAAAACUUGAACCCUUCAGUGUGCUUGGAGGAGGCUCCAACCUGUCUCGGAGCUCUGGCGGAUCUCCCCCCGCCGGAGCACGCGGUACGCGAGCAGGCCACCCUCACUGCGGGCAGCCCCAGCGUGGAAGGUGGUGGGUUAUCUGUUCACCUCGGUGCUGCCCCUCCCUCUGCCCAGGUGACCUCUACACCUUCAGCCAGCCUCGACCGCUCUCCUUAUCCCUAUGUAAUCCACCUGGAAGGUGUCACUGAGCAGAGCACGGGUACAGACGAUGAGCCAGUCAUGCCGUGUGGCAUCGAGGGAGACACGACUCUGCUGUUCAGGGACAGACCCAAACCUCUCUGCGGGGGCGGUGACAGCAUCUCAAGGCAGCUGAGCAGGGAGGACUUCACCAGCCAGGAUGCCGAAAACAUGGACCUUCUGGACAUCUCGUUCCUGUGUUACAGCCUCCCGCACAGCCCCAGCAGCCGCAGUGUGGAGGAGCGCAGCAGCAGCCCCGGGCUGGUCAAGCAGCGAGCGAAGGAAAUAGAGGCUCGGAUCCGGCACGCGGGGCUCACCACACCCUCCCACAUGAAACGCUCGGCAUCCUUGGCCAAACUGGACUGCCUGGACCUCUCCAAGGACGACUUGUGCGAGAGGGAGUCUGCCUCAGCCUCUUCCCAUGCCAACCCGGUGCUUCUCACCUGCGUUGCCCUCGGUCGAGGCUUUUGCGAGGGAAGGUUGGAGAGGGGCUCGGAAAGCACGUGUGGAAAGCAUCGCCUUUCCUCCCCGGAGCCCACUAAGCAUUUUGUGGAACAGCUCAGAACAGCCGAGUGCAUUGCCCAGAGCAAGCCGGUGGAGAGGCCGCUGGCUCAGUACGCCAAAGAGUGCGGCUCCAGCCAGCAGAGUUUGUGUUCCAGCACGGAUCCGACGUGGACUAGCUCCGAGGAGGGUCCUCCGCUGCUCCAGGUGCAGGUCCUGGACUCCUUGUCUCCAGCUCAAGGUCUGGCUGUCGCACCUCGGCAGCAGCACGGGAGAACUCACCCUCUGAGGAGGCUCAAAAAGACCAAUGAGAAAAAGCGGACAACCAAUCCCCUCUACAACACGAUGUGAUCCCGGGC